Molecule: messenger RNA, 585 nt
Organism: Fraxinus pennsylvanica
Lineage: Eukaryota; Viridiplantae; Streptophyta; Magnoliopsida; Lamiales; Oleaceae
Source: the annotation of a GenBank genome assembly
AUGAGCAGCGGCAGCAGGAAAGGUCCGCCCAAGCACCAAAACGAGUUCGCCUGGAAACCCAACGGUUCCCGCAAGAUCAACCCAACUGAAGUAGGGGGGAAAUUGAGGCCCUAUUCAGAAGUAACGGGGGUAUGCCUGCGAUGUAAAGAACAGAUUGAAUGGAAACGGAAAUACGGAAAAUACAAGCCCCUUGCUGAACCCGCCAAAUGCCAACGGUGUUCCAAGAGGAAUGUUCGCCAAGCUUACCACAAUCUCUGCAAUGGCUGUGCAAAGGAGCAUAGAAUAUGUGCCAAGUGCUCAUGUCGUGUUGGCAACAUUGUUGGAAGAGAUAUUUCAGAAAUAGAAGCUGAGCAGAAGAAACUUGAGGAGGCUAUCAAGAAUGCACGGGAGAGGGACAGGAGGACUUUGCUGCGCACUAUGGACAAACGAAAUCCUCGCAUCUCAAAGAAAUCACAAGCCAAUGACAACGGUGAGGCUGCUGAAGCAUCAUUGGAGGAACAUGAAGAGUUUGCUGGGGAUAUCGAGGACAAUGAUAAUGAUGAAGAUGAGGCUCAAGCUGUUACUUGUGAUAAGAUUUCAGAAUAA